AUGUCUAUUCUAUCUGCGAGGUCAUCGAUAUCUGCUGUGCAUGGGAUGCGUGGAAUUCCUUCGCAGCCAGAGUCUCAAGCACAACCGGAGCUGUUGUUCACGCAUCCGCAUCCCAACAAGUCGGAGAGUCAUUCAGCAGAAGAACCUCAUCCACAUCGUCAAUCACAUUCACGCUCUUCUCAACGUGGCAUUAAAUUCCCGCCGUCAUCGAGACCUGGGUCGAGCAUGUUGGCAAGAUGCUCAGGAUACUCAGACCUCGUAGGAUAUUCAGACUUCGCAGGAUCUUCGAUGCCGAAUUCGGUCAUUAUACCUUUUCAAAUUGACAGUCGAACAGAGAGAGGUUCCUCUCAUGGGGGAAUAUGUCACAAUUAA
This is a messenger RNA of Lentinula edodes (shiitake mushroom), 372 nucleotides long. RefSeq lists its product as uncharacterized. The transcript has a single exon. The record is from RefSeq and is a predicted model, not a curated record. NCBI's taxonomy places the organism in Eukaryota, Fungi, Basidiomycota, Agaricomycetes, Agaricales, Omphalotaceae. Bases 1 to 372 code for a protein of 123 amino acids.